UUUAAAAAGCCACUCGCAGUGAAUAGUUUCACUUGAAGACCCACAGAAUAUCAUUAUUCAGCAAGGAUUUCUUCGGCCUCCAGUAAUGGCUCGUUUUAUAUUCCAGUUUCUAUUAGCAACUUUGAUUGUGACAAUAGCGAGUUCGGCAUCCUAUUCGCAUGAGGAAACUGAAACAAUCGAUUUUGACCUGUAUGACCAAACCGAUAGUAGUCUUACGAAAAGAUCUAUAGCGUCCAGUAUUUCUUCGGAGGACAAUUCUUCGCCGGAGGAGGAAAAGGAAAAAACUAAGAAAACUCUGGUUGUUGAAAGUUCCAUCGAUUCAGAUUCUGCGGAAGAGUCAUCACCAAAGGUAGAGAAAAUUCCCUUUCCUGAAUAUGGCUUUGAUUCGGGUUCUGUGGAAGAAUCAUCACCAAAGGCUGAGAAAACUCCAAAUGUUAAAAGUUCCAGUGACUCAGAUUCUGCCGAAGUAUCACAAAAAUCUGAGGAAGAAGUCUCCCAGACAAGACGUCGUCGUUCAACCAAUGAUGUGAGAUACAAAAACUUGGUAAACCUCGCCACAAUUUGUCCCACAAAGAAACUGGAAAACUUGGAACAGGGCUCUUUCCUAGAUGUCAAAAUCGAAAUUCGUGAUAUGUAUAAAAUUUGUAAAGAUUUGCCAAAUCGCCACCAUUAAUGUGAAGCUAAAAUUAGAAUUUAAAUAAACUUUGUGAACUUUGAAA
Messenger RNA from Drosophila ananassae, 719 nucleotides. RefSeq lists its product as uncharacterized. The transcript has a single exon. Lineage: Eukaryota; Metazoa; Arthropoda; Insecta; Diptera; Drosophilidae. The coding region runs from base 86 to 673 and encodes 195 amino acids. The record is from RefSeq and is a predicted model, not a curated record.